UCUUCUUCUUCUUCUUCUUCUUCUUCUUCUUCUCCUCCACUCGUAGAUCGUUUCCUCCAAACCCUAAAAUCUCUCUCUCGCGCGCGCCGCCAUGGGGCUCAAGCUCCGCGGCCUCGUGGGCGCCCUCAAGGACACGGCCUCCUUCGGCAAAGCGGCGCUCCUCUCCCCCCCCGCAGCGCCCUCCGCCGCCGCCGCCGCCGCGAGCCUCGCCGUGCUCCGCGCGACCCCGCACCACCCGUGGUCGUCGCCGCCCCCGGCACGGCACCUCGAGGCCCUGCUCUCCUUCGGCCGCGGCUCCCGCCUCGCCGCCGCCGCCCUCGUCGGCGCCCUCGCCGCGCGCCUCCGCUCGACCCGCGACCCCGCCGUGGCCCUGAAGGCGCUCCUGUCCCUCCACCUCCUCCUCUCCCGCGGCGCCUUCAUCCUCCGCGACCAGAUCCCCCCGCUCCUCCUCCGCCACCCCUCCUCCGGCCACAACCCCCUCGCCCUCUCCUCCUUCCCCCUCGGCUCCUCCCCUUCCUCCUGGGCCCUCGCCGCCUGGGUCCGCUGGUUCGCCCGCCUCCUCGAGCUCCUCCUCCUCCUCCCCCCCGCUCCCUCCGACCCCGACCGCCUCGCCUCCCUCCUCAACCCCGACCUCGUCGCCGAGCUCGAACCCCUCGUCGCCGUCGCCGAGGAGAUCCGCCGCGCCCCGGCUCCCACCUCCUCCUCCUCCUCCUCCUCCUCUCCCCUCCACAACAUGCUCAUCCGCGAGACCAUCCGGGUCGCCGAGGAGGACCGCAUCGCCGCGGAGCGCGAGAUCGGCGCCCGGGUUCGCGAGCUGCGGGAGCGGGUCGACUCGCUAGGGUUCGCCGACUCGGUCGAGCUGGCGUGCCUCCUGAAGCGGCUCGAGGGGGGCGCGGAUCGGAAAGGGACGGUCGCCGACGAUCCGUUCUGGGGCGCGGUCGCGGAGCUCAGGGAGAGGGUGGAGGGGGCGGUGGCGGCGAAGGGGGAGGAGGAGAGGAGGGUGAGGAGGAGGGAGCGGCCGAUGAGCGAGUCGGCUCGGAUUUCGGGCCGGGUCGAGUCCGCGCUGGGCGCCGGUCCUGUCCGGUUCGGCUCCGCGAGAUGGCUCCAACGGUGAGAUCCCGAGUGCGACGUCGCUUGCGCACUAGGAUUUGGAUUACUACUCGAUCGCGCCGUGUGUUAUUGCAGGUGUUGUUGUUUGAAGGGUUCGCAUUCUCUAUUAUAAAUUCUAUUUGUCUACAUAUUCUAAACGGUAAAUGCUACUUCUACAUCCCAAUCAAGCAUCUCAUUCAUAUUCAUCUAUCAGAUAGAAUAUUUGUAUUAAUCAUAUCAUUUUAUUAGUGAGUGAUUUCUAUCUGUUAGAUGAAUAUUGAAUAGAUGAUGUGUAAGAUAUAUCUUUGAGAUGUGAAAUAUGCACUCACUGUUAGGUGUACGAAUAGCAUUGCUCGGUUAACUCAAGUCGCUGUUUUCUAUGGGUCCAUUGGUAGAUAUGUAUAUAAAUAGGGUUGUAGAGAAAUUGAAUCCAUACAAGUGUUCCUGAGUGGAGUGGAUUGUGAUUUUUUUAGUUUUUUUUGGAGGGUUUUUAAAGUUUAUUUAUUUGGCCGAAAGCGGGGGAACGUGUUUGUUUGGGCCCAUGCAAUAAAUUAAAAGGAUUUGUUGGUGUGGAUGUUUUAUUC
Ananas comosus (pineapple) is the source of this 1673-nucleotide messenger RNA. Its product is annotated as putative clathrin assembly protein At4g40080. The coding region runs from base 92 to 1114 and encodes 340 amino acids. NCBI's taxonomy places the organism in Eukaryota, Viridiplantae, Streptophyta, Magnoliopsida, Poales, Bromeliaceae. The record is from RefSeq and is a predicted model, not a curated record. Gene Ontology annotation, molecular function: SNARE binding; clathrin heavy chain binding; 1-phosphatidylinositol binding. Gene Ontology annotation, biological process: clathrin coat assembly; clathrin-dependent endocytosis; vesicle budding from membrane. The transcript has a single exon. Gene Ontology annotation, cellular component: clathrin-coated vesicle; clathrin-coated pit.